Messenger RNA from Stylophora pistillata, 2157 nucleotides. RefSeq lists its product as uncharacterized. Gene Ontology annotation, molecular function: protein binding; G protein-coupled peptide receptor activity. Gene Ontology annotation, cellular component: plasma membrane. The record is from RefSeq and is a predicted model, not a curated record. NCBI's taxonomy places the organism in Eukaryota, Metazoa, Cnidaria, Anthozoa, Scleractinia, Pocilloporidae. Gene Ontology annotation, biological process: activation of adenylate cyclase activity; hormone-mediated signaling pathway; adenylate cyclase-activating G protein-coupled receptor signaling pathway.
UCUCGACAUCAAAAGGAGCUAUGUCCACAGGGCCGUACCCAACAUAUUCUACUGAAUAUAUCUCUACACAAACAUUUGCACCAGCCUCCUGUUAUAUAUCCCUUGAUGGGAAGGAAGGCAGUUUCGAAGAUAAAAUUACCAUGGCAUCAACCGAUGGACCGCUUACUAUUAGUAUACCUACAACAAGGCCGCCUCAGUCCGCUACGGCUAUUACAGUAAACAUAGCCACAGGAAUACCUGCAACUGCGACCGCAACUGAACACACAGAUACACCCACACCCACAGCCACAACUUCACCAGCGGUUGCACCCACUUGCGUUGAUUACAAGCAAUGGCUUAUCACUGUUCCGAAAGGACACUACGUCGAGAUGACCAUCAAGAAUAUGAAUCUUCGACCGUGGGCAUGUUUGUUCGAGACAUACGUCAUGGUCAAAGAUGGGCAUUCUUUGUCGAGUAAUGUUCUCAGAAUUCUUUGUGAAGCGAUCACUACAAAUCACCGCAUAGCGUCUAGUGGCAAUAAAAUGAUCGUGGAGAGAUACGGAAAAUUGGGUUUUAGUGAAAGUGCGGGAUUUAAGGCCAACUUCCAGGCAAAACCUUUAAAAAGUGGAGAUCCUCCUAAAUUUCGGGUGCCUAAGGAAAAUGUGGCUUUGUUAGAGGAGUAUUACCCGCCGCAAAGAUUGCUCUGCCAAGCGGGUGGCUCACCUGCUCCCAUAAUUACGUGGUAUAAAAACGGAAAAGUUCUAGAACAAAAUAUCACAAGUGUACUGUAUAAACCGGAAUGGGAUUCGCAAUCAGGAAAUUACACCUGCAUAGCAAGUAAUUUUAACGGCUCGGAUACGAAAACUCUCCUGGUUCAUACUGAGAAAUGCUCAAGCAUCAGUUUCUCCUGUACUAAACUGAAAUCACAUCCAUUCUGGUUUCGAGUUGAUUGUUGGAAUUUCUACAAAGGAACAGUUCCGAGGGACAUUCCUCUCGCUACAAAAUAUUUGUUUUUUGCCAGGACCAAUCUGUGGCAUAUUUAUCCUAAGUCGUUUGAAAACUUAACUAACCUGCAAUACUUAUCGAUUACGCGUAAUUUGAAACUGGUUAAAUUGACGAGAAAUGCCUUCGGAGGACUCAAGCAACUUGAGUAUUUAGAAAUUAAUAAUCAUAAUUCAUUGGAUAUCGAAGAGGGAACUUUCAAUGAUCUGACAUCUCUGGAAUUUCUCUUUCUGAAAAGCAAUGGGAUAAGUUUACUACGACCGAACGUCUUCACCGGUCUUUCGCAUCUUCGAGAACUGUUUUUAACUGGAAACUACCUGAGGGAAAUUUCAAUUGAAAUGUACUCUCUAGAAAAACUGGAUCUUUCAUCCAAUCAGUUAUCAUACCUGGAUGAAAAAAGCUUUCGUGGUACAAGAAACUUUACAAAACUUAUGUACCUGAGGGGGAAUCAGAUUAAUAGAAUAGCGGAGAGUACGUUUGAGAAAUUCUUCUCCCUAGAGGAACUCCAUCUUUCCUCCAAUGAGUUAGGCAACCUUCCACCGAAUUUAUUUCAAGACCUGUCGGAGCUGCGAGUUCUAGAUAUCUCAUACAACAAAAUCUCUGUGCUGUCUAAAUCCAUAUUCGACGGGUUGCAAAGCUUAGAAAAGCUUAUUCUUUCUCACAACGAAAUUGAAGAGAUACCUGCCUACAUCUUCAGCAAAUUGAAAAGUUUGAAAACUUUGUAUCUGGAGAACAACAGGAUUGAAAAAAUUCAUCCGCUUGCUUUCCAUGGACUUCGAAAUCUGGAAAAAUUACAUCUGCAAAACAAUUUUCUUGAUCGUAUGCCUCCAGAAACGUUCAGCUAUCUUAAAAGUCUACGAUACUUAAAACUAGACAGUUUCUCCUUGUGUUGUUACGCUUCUCUCCACCUUGAAGAAGUAAAUUGUGAGUACCCCAAGCUGGAAGGUAACGCCUUGUCGAGCUGUAAUCGCAUGAUAGAUGCUGUUGGCCCAAGGAGGAGUAUCUGGCUGCUAGGUAUCCUAGCUGUCCUUGGUAACCUGGCCCUGGUAGCAUGGCGUCUCAUCAGGCGUGACGACCAUCCAGUUCAAACCUGCCUUCUGACCAAUCUGGCUGUGGCUGAUUUCCUUAUGGGAGUGUACCUCAUGAUGAUAGCGAUUAAGGACGAGAUAUGGGCAG